Messenger RNA from Salarias fasciatus (jewelled blenny), 1547 nucleotides. It is a transcript of the gene carnmt1, whose product is annotated as carnosine N-methyltransferase 1. Gene Ontology annotation, cellular component: cytosol; nucleus. The transcript has 8 exons. Gene Ontology annotation, biological process: carnosine metabolic process. Lineage: Eukaryota; Metazoa; Chordata; Actinopteri; Blenniiformes; Blenniidae. Bases 1 to 1224 code for a protein of 407 amino acids. The record is from RefSeq and is a predicted model, not a curated record. Gene Ontology annotation, molecular function: carnosine N-methyltransferase activity.
AUGGCUGAACCAGCAGACGAGGCUGCGGUGGGUGGAAAGUUUGUCCAGAAAGAAAGAAUAAAAUACAGCCCGGAGGAGGAGGCCAGGCUGGAGAGACAGCACUUCUGGAGGAUUAUCAACGCUUUCAAGUUUUACAGGGCCCAUGUCCAGGACCGAGUCCAGCGCGCCGAGCGCCAGUUCCUCAGCCUCCCAAAACACCACCAGGAUCUCCUGCCCGGCGUCCUGUCCAACCUGGCCCAUAUCAGCCAGUGUGCAGAACACAACCAGGAGGUGCUGCAGGCCAUCGUUCACAACAGCCUCCACAUUUUUGAGAACAUGGAGUACAGUGAGAGGGAGGAUCCGAGGAAGGCACGUCCGUCCUCUACAUUUGACAUGGACAAAUUGAAGUCCACCAUAAAGCAGUUUGUCAGAGACUGGAGUGAAACAGGCCGGGCUGAGAGGGAAUCCUGUUACAAGCCGAUCAUCCAAGAGAUCCAAAGACUCUUCCCAAGUGACCAAUGUGAUGUGUCUAAGGUGAGCGUGCUGGUUCCGGGUGCCGGACUUGGCCGUCUGGCUUGGGAGAUAGCUCGACUGGGUUAUAUCUGCCAAGGCAACGAAUGGAGUUUCUUCAUGCUGUUUUCUUCAAACUUUGUUCUUAAUAGGUGUGAAAAGGUGAAUGCUUUGACCCUGUACCCCUGGAUUCAUCAGUUUAGCAACAACAAGAAAUCCUGCGACCAAACACGGCCGAUCACAUUCCCUGACGUUAAUCCUCAGAGCUUGCCAAUAGAUUCAGAAUUCUCCAUGGUUGCAGGGGAUUUUGUGGAGGUCUACAAUAACUCAGAGUCCUGGGACUGUGUGGCCACCUGUUUCUUCAUUGACACGGCUCACAACGUCUUAGAAUAUGUGGAAACCAUCUGGAAGAUUCUUAAACCAGGGGGAGUGUGGAUUAACCUCGGCCCUCUGCUGUAUCACUUUGAGAACAUGGCCAACGAACUCUCAAUUGAACUUAGUUACGAAGACAUUCGGAAAGCGAUGAUCAACUACGGCUUUCACAUCGAGGUGGAGAAGGAAUCCAUGCUGACCACCUACACAGAGAAUGACCGCUCUAUGCUGAGGUAUGUUUAUGACUGCGUCUUCUUUGUAGCUCGAAAACCUACAGAGCCGCACUCGAACGGUCAAGACGACGAAAUUUCACCAUCGGCAGCGAAGUCACCGCGGCGGGACGAUGUUGACUACCUAACGUGACAAGAGGACCCGGUGAUAAAAAUAUUGAACUUGCCAAAGUAGGACUUGUGAAGAACUUGACAAAAAAAAAACAAGUGAAUGGACUGAGAAAGUAAAAAAAAAAAAAGUGGAUGUCAUAUACUUUUUUUGGUCAAAAAUAUCUUUGUGAUGACUCUCUUGAAACGAAACAGUUUGACCAGUCAUGCAGCUCCUGUUCUUUGUGGAACGAAGUAAGCCCCUUUUAUUAGCUUAAAUAUUGAAUGUAAUAAAUAUCGCACUAUAUGUUGUCUGAAACAUCUGGAUAAAAACAUUUCACAGCCUUGGGUGAGACGAUGAAUUUGACA